This is a messenger RNA of Drechmeria coniospora, 1272 nucleotides long. RefSeq lists its product as uncharacterized. The record is from RefSeq and is a predicted model, not a curated record. The transcript has 2 exons. Gene Ontology annotation, biological process: meiotic attachment of telomere to nuclear envelope; mitotic telomere tethering at nuclear periphery. The coding region runs from base 1 to 1272 and encodes 423 amino acids. NCBI's taxonomy places the organism in Eukaryota, Fungi, Ascomycota, Sordariomycetes, Hypocreales, Ophiocordycipitaceae. Gene Ontology annotation, cellular component: nuclear membrane complex Bqt3-Bqt4. Gene Ontology annotation, molecular function: DNA binding.
AUGAUCGAAAACGUCCCCGACCGUACGUCUUCCCCGCUCGCGCCCCGAGGCACCGCGCUCACCGUCGCAGAUUGGGACCUCGUCGCGCGCCGACGUCUCGGCCAGACGAAGCUGACGCACAGGAUGGUCGGCGGCGACAAGCCGGACGUGGCCUCGCUCGGCGCCUUCGACUACGCCCACCUCCGCGCGCCCCUGCCCAAGGGCAUCGUCUCCGGCAUCUUCAAGUCGAGCCCGACCAGCUACUUCCUCAUGCGCCGCAGCUUCGACGGCUACGUCUCCGCCACGGGCAUGUUCAAGGCCACCUUCCCCUACGCCGAGGCGGCCGAGGAGGAGGCCGAGCGCAGGUACAUCAAGUCGCUCGCCACGACGAGCCCGGAGGAGACGGCGGGCAACAUCUGGAUCCCGCCGCAGCAGGCGCUCGACCUCGCCGACGAGUACGACGUGAGCGCUUGGAUCCGAGCGCUUCUCGACCCGGCCAAGAUCCCCGUCUCGACCGCCUCGGACUCGCCGCCCAAGAAGAUUGCGGCGCCGCCCAAGUUUGACGUCGGCAGGGUCCAGAAGCCGCUGCUGGCCCCGCCGCCGACGCCGCCGACGGCUCCCCGCGCCACCCGCGCCCGCCGGUCGGCGAGCCCGACGAAGCCGACGACGAAGCGCGCGUCGGCGUCGCCCCGGAAGCGCGCCGUCAAGGCCAAGGCCGAGGGGGCCGAGGUGAACGGCGUGGCCGAGCGGGGCAGGGACGAGGUCGUCGUGAAGACGUCGACGUUUGAGCCCGCCGUCGUCUUGGAGUCGAGGGAGGUGCCCGAGGCCAAGGUGAAGGUGCAGGUCGACGAGAAGACGGCGACGGAUGCCGGCGGGAACACGGUGACGCACACGACGGCCGAGGUGGACAUGCCGCUGCCGACGGCGGGACAGCCGCCGAGCGCGGCCGAGAUUGCCCGCAUGAUGGAGACGGCCAAGGAGAUGGUGAAGAAGGGCCGCGCCGCCGACGGGCCGGCCGAGGACAAGGCCAAGGGCGCCGAGGACAAGGCCAAGGCGGCAUCGGCCAAGAAGGGCAAGCGCAAGGCCGCCGACAUCUCCGUGUCGGAAAAGGCCGCGGGCAAGGACGACGACGAAGGCGACCGAGACGACGACGACGACGACGAGCGACGGGCGAAGAAGACCAAGACCGAGGCAGAGGAGCAGGUGGGCAGGGCCAAGAAGAGGGCGCUCUUCGGCAUAGGCGCCACGGUGGCGGUCGGGGCACUCGUUCCGUGGCUCGUCAAUCUGCUGUAG